ACUCGCUUCCAAGUUAUGUACCAUGCAAUAAUACACGAGUUAGUUGAAGGAAACGUUUCAGAUCGCGCUGUCUGCUAUAUUAUAUUCCGUCUCCAAUCUACUGAACGAACGUCAAAGUCAACGUCACUGAGUCGACACAGUUCGUCAAAUACAUCAUUUCAGGAGCAAGUUGCUCCAUUUUUUCUUUCAAGUCUUGAAAAGGAAUCAAGCGCGAUGGGAGAACGGAAGGGAACGAAUUUGUACUAUCCACCGGACUAUGAUCCCCGUGCCGGUGGCCUCAACAAGUUCCUGGGCACUCACGCGUUGCGCGAGCGUGCCCGCAAGAUCCACAUGGGCAUCCUGAUCAUACGAUUCGAGAUGCCCUACAAUAUAUGGUGCGACGGAUGCGGGAAUCACAUCGGCAUGGGCGUCAGGUAUAACGCGGAGAAGAAGAAGAUCGGGAUGUACUACAGCACGCCGCUCUAUCAAUUCCGCAUGAAGUGUCAUCUCUGCGACAAUCACUUUGAGAUAAAAACCGAUCCCGCUAAUCUGGAUUACGUCAUAGUGAGCGGUGCGAGGCGUCAGGAAAAUCGAUGGGACCCUAAGCAGAAUGAACAGGUGGUGCCUGAAACGAAGGAGGUAUCGUGUAGACUGUAUGACGAUGCCAUGUACAAGUUGGAGCAUGGCAUGGAAGAUAAGAAAGUGGCCAAGUCUCGGGACUCUGCGCUGGAAGGUGCGAUAGCGUUGAACGAGAGUAUCUGGAAAGACGAUUACAGCUCGAACUGCGCAGUGAGAGCCUUAUUUCGGGAGAGAAAGAAGGAGCUCAAGAAGAGGCAGGCUGGAGAUCAUGCGUUACUAAAGAAGGCUGGGCUCGACAUCGACCUGGUGAACGAGCACGAGGAUGACAUCAAACUGGCCAGGUUACUCACUCACAAGAAAGGCGCCAGGAAAAAAGAAGGCGCGGAAUUGAAACGGCUAGUUUCGAUCGUGCGAUCUAAAAACAGGAAGAAAGCGUCCUCCUCGAAUGACCGAUUGAAACUACAGAGCCAGGAGUCGCCGAAGGUACAAGAAGUAGCGGGUAAUGCUACCACCUCGAAAGCUGGUAACUCGGGCGCAUCUCUGGUCAAUUACGACAGUUCCAGUACCGAUAGUGACACUUAGCACCUCAUGUACCUACUUUGAAGCGAUAUGUACUAUAUAUAAUAUAUUUGUAAAUAAGACACGCAAGUAAUCCUCCGA
This is a messenger RNA of Vollenhovia emeryi, 1218 nucleotides long. RefSeq names its product coiled-coil domain-containing protein 130 homolog. Gene Ontology annotation, biological process: mRNA splicing, via spliceosome. Gene Ontology annotation, cellular component: U2-type spliceosomal complex; post-mRNA release spliceosomal complex. Lineage: Eukaryota; Metazoa; Arthropoda; Insecta; Hymenoptera; Formicidae. Bases 16 to 1140 code for a protein of 374 amino acids. The transcript has 5 exons. The record is from RefSeq and is a predicted model, not a curated record.